Molecule: messenger RNA, 2410 nt
Organism: Danaus plexippus (monarch butterfly)
Lineage: Eukaryota; Metazoa; Arthropoda; Insecta; Lepidoptera; Nymphalidae
Product: multiple inositol polyphosphate phosphatase 1-like
Exons: 8
Coding region: 326-1726 (466 amino acids)
Molecular function (GO): inositol phosphate phosphatase activity; acid phosphatase activity
Source: RefSeq, a predicted model, not a curated record
GUUUAUUGUUAUAGUGAGUAUAAAAAAUGUAAUUUCAGAGAACAAAUAAAUUAUCCGUUCACACAGGACGUGACCAAUAGCGGAGCGAACACAGCUGUCAGAGGAACUACCGACAUUUACUUAUUUAAAUUAUGAUUACAUUAGUUUGAGUUGUAGUUGACUUCACGUUUAGCGUUUUGCGAGUAUUAGUGUUAAAAUAUUUCCAUUUCCACAUAUACAAGAAACACAUUUCUUUACACCAACAGUUCUCUCUGUUUGUCCCGCCUUUAAUGUUUAGUUAUUCACAACUAACGGCGUGUUAUUUCGUAGUUGCGGUAACAGUAAGAUGUUGUUAAUUAUCUCAUUGUUGUUUAUGUCGAGUGUCGUGGUCAGUAAAGAUGAGUGUUACUGGAAUAGACAGUGCAAGUAUCAGUUAUUUUCAACGACUACACCUUAUGAUAUCGUACGAGGGGAUAUUCGUGACCAGCCCAACCCUGACGGUUGUAAGGUCGUGAGUUUGUGGUCAAUACAUCGACACGGGAACCGUCAUCCUGGCAGCAGGGUCGUAAAGGACACCAACGAGUUAUGGGUCAAGUUGAGGGACCAAAUUAUAAGAAGUGAGGCAGAGUCAAGGAACUCACUUUGCUCACAGGACUUGGAAGAUAUAUUAAAUUGGAAAUGGGAUUCUUCGCUAGAAACUACACCAUCUUACCUCACACAAGUGGGUAACGACGAAAUAUACUCGAUCGGCAAAAGGGUAGCGAAAAAAUACAGUGAACUGAUGCACGAAAGGAUUGACCGAUAUUAUUUCAGAGGAACCAACGAACAACGUACGAAAGCAAGUGUUCUCGCGUACGUCAAUGGCCUAACUCAUGGUUCAGACAUGAACCUCACUUCACGGAUAGAGGAAUCUAGAGAACGAGAUGACACGAUUCGACCUUACGAAAACUGUGAUCGCUACCAGGAGUCAGUUAAGAACGGUUCGCUGUUGCCUGAUCAGUUGGCUGAGUAUGAUCAAAGCCCCGAGUAUUUAGCGGUUAGAGACCGAGUUUUCAAGCGACUAGGUAUAACAAACGACACGGAAGAAAUAAACGUAUUCAAUCUUUAUGAGCUAUGUCGGUUCUAUCGGACCUGGAGUCCUAAUCUUCAGUGUCCAUGGUGCUCGCUCUUCUCCGACGAAGACCUGGUUGUGUUGGAGUACAGAGAUGAUGUACGGCAUUAUUACAAAAACGGAUACGGGUUUGAUAUUAAUGCAGAUUUAGGUACACUCCCACUGAGGGAUUUAUUUGAGAAUUUUGAGUUAGUGACGAGAGGGGAGGGUAAGAACAUAGUUUCGUACUUUACCCACGACACUAUGAUGGAAAUGAUGUUCUGCGCUCUUGGGCUCUAUAAGGACAAGAGCGUCAUAAAAGGAUCCUCAAGAAAUCCAGACAGAUUAUGGCGGACAAGUUAUAUAGCAUCGUUUUCUACAAAUUUUAUCGCCGUCCUUCACAGAUGUGACUCCGAUACUCAUAGAGUCCAGCUGUUCAUCAACGAGAAGCCCACCAGUCUUUGCCCUGUCGAAGGCUGCUCGUGGUCAGAGUUCGUCGAAACUUUCCAAAGGUUCUCCAACUCCUCACUGGCAUUUUGUACAAAUCGACACUCUGAUGUGGAUGAAGAUAGCAAUAAUUUAAGUAAUACAAUUACCGUCUCGAAAUUUUUGACCUCACUUUUAAUUUUGCUUCCAUUGGUGCUUUCUGCUAAUUAAAAUUUAAUUUAUUUCAACAGAAAUAUUUUGUCACUUCACCAUAUUACAAAGUAUUAUUAAUAGUUUUGAUUUAUUUGUUUUAUAUAAAGGAGUGUCUAAAAAUCGUGAUGUACCUAUCAAACAAUUUUUUUUAUUGUAACACUAGAUCUCGGACAUCCUAAGAUUCUUCUCAGUAAACGAACACUAUAUCUUCGUAUACAAUUUGAAUUAUAACUUAAAAGAUGGUUAAUUCUAGUGAUUUAUUUAUAUGUUCUGCUGGUAUCUCCGUGAAGUAAAAAAUCUAUAUUUAGCAGAUUUUAUAUAAAAGUAAGAUACCCUAAAUACUCAAGCGUGCAAAUCUUGUAAACAUUUUGUGAUAUGAUUCACAAAGCUGCUAUUAGACACACGAACAAGACGAGCAUACUCAGGGUUUGGCAGACAUCUGACAUUUGCUGUCAUCACUCGGUAUCAGAUUCAUCAUCAUAGAGAUCUAAACGUUUUGAAACCUUUUAUAACUAAACAAUGUGAAGUGUUUUAAUAAUUUAUGAGUCACAGAAAAUACAAACAUAAAUCUACUUUUUACUCAAUAAACAACACAAAUAAGAAAUGUCACAGUGAUCUCAAUCAAUAGUUUUGUUAUAGAGUCAAAUGACGUCGCACUAUUAAGAUUUUGUACGAUUACGUUAAAUAAACUUAUUAACAAGA